AUGAACCAAGACAGAUGCCUCAUAUUUCCUUGGCCAAACGGAGGAAACUUGAAGAACUACUGGGAGAAGUUUCAAGACAAGCGCUCAGAUCGUGAAAGCCUGCAAUGGAUUCUUGGCCAGUUCAAAGGGCUGUUCUCAGCACUACAGGAGUUGCACGAAAGUAAUUGUCGUCAUGGGGACCUCGAGCCUGAGAAUAUUCUCUGGUUUCAGGACGAACAUAAUCAUGGGACUUUGCAAAUUACUGAUAUCGGACUUGCGAAACUCCACGAGAAAGAGAAGAGUAUCAAAGCUCGGCAAUCUUGGAAAUCUUUUAAGACGGUGGCGCCAUGGCUCAUUAUGUCUCGAUAUGAACCCCCAGAGAUGAACUCCACGCGUGAAGACCCUGGUGCACGCUCGCGACAAUACGACAUGUGGUCAAUGGGGUGUGUCACUUUGGAGCUGUUGAUAUGGAUUGUCUACGGAUAUGAUGCCGUAAAAACGUUCAUAAAAUCGACCGAUUACUUCUGGACUGCGGGACCGGUGGAUGCGCCACCAAGCCCUUACAGAGUUCACCCCUACGUGGUUUCAUGUAUGCGAGUCAUGAUGACCCAACUCGACGAUCAAUCUGCACUGAAAGAUCUUUUGGGACUUGUGGAGAAGACUCCUGGUUGUUGA
Molecule: messenger RNA, 654 nt
Organism: Pestalotiopsis fici W106-1
Lineage: Eukaryota; Fungi; Ascomycota; Sordariomycetes; Amphisphaeriales; Sporocadaceae
Exons: 1
Coding region: 1-654 (217 amino acids)
Biological process (GO): peptidyl-serine phosphorylation; peptidyl-threonine phosphorylation
Molecular function (GO): ATP binding; protein serine/threonine kinase activity
Source: RefSeq, a predicted model, not a curated record